UGGGAGUACUAUCCACGGUAGAUAAAGCAAGAAUGCAAAGUCAACCAUACAUUAACACGUGUUUUAUGACGUAUUUGUAAGUGACAAAMAAUAUUGCUUGAUUGGUUUUUCAAUUUGUUGAUCGUGUCUUUGUAGCCGAUUGCAAGUAUAGAACAAGACAACAGUGACGAAGAAAGUGCGCUAGAGCUAGGAGCUACUGGAAACGAAAACAGCUCUGAUGAACUAUMAAAAAAGAUGAGAAAGCUAAGACUAGAGGAUAAAAGUUUUCUGUCACCAACGGACACUCAAACUGAUACCGUCAGCUCCACAUCAUCAGGAAGCCAGCACAGAACUAGAAACGAGCUUGGUCAAAGGUUCAAAUUGAAUGCGUUUCUUCAAGAGUGUAGUCUGAAGCCUAUUGAAAGACCAUGGCUGGACUGGGAACAAGCAAGUGAGAGAACACGAGAGCGGUAUGUUGAAAGGUCAGCAGAAAUACUUUCAUCUGUACUUCAAGUUGUUUAUCCUGGUGCUGCCAUCAAGCUUUGGGAAGAACUUCAAAAUUAUCCGAAAAUUGUCAAUCUACUGCAAGCAAACUCCACAGACCUAGGACAAUCAGACACGUCUAACACCUACUUAGAGGCCSUAGCCGAAGCCUAUAACAACGCAGCAAGCYGGGACACACGGCGUCAGGUUCUAUCCAUAAUGGCAGGUGUAGCUAGUUUUCAGGAAGUUUUGGAAUACAUUCCCGGUUUGACCAGGUACCGGUACACCGCUGCAAACCUACACAGACAGCAAUAUGGUAGAGCAGUUCCAGUGCCUAAAAAAGAUGCACCUCGACUCAGAAUUAAUMAAAAACAACUCGAUCACUUCUUGUGUUUUAUCACUAGCCCUCAUCUUGUUCAAGAUCUCCCUUUCGGCGAGACGAAUUUAACAUUGUCAUCUGGUAAGGUCAUUCCAGUACCAAAUGUAAUAAGAACAAUGGUGCCGCAAAGAAUUGUAGCCCAGUACAAGCUGUACUGUGAUGAGAAUGAAUUUGUUCCUCUGAGUGACCGAUCCCUGUUACGCAUCCUUGACGAAUGUAGCGCUUCAGUUCGAAAGUCGCUUCAGGGACUAGACAACUUUGCUGCUGAUGGCGGCAAARCGUUCGAUGAGCUUUUGCAUUUACUGGAUAAUCUUUCCUCUCUGAAUUGUAGCCAAAGCAAAUAA
Molecule: messenger RNA, 1185 nt
Organism: Exaiptasia diaphana
Lineage: Eukaryota; Metazoa; Cnidaria; Anthozoa; Actiniaria; Aiptasiidae
Exons: 2
Coding region: 235-1185 (316 amino acids)
Source: RefSeq, a predicted model, not a curated record